Penicillium robsamsonii is the source of this 621-nucleotide messenger RNA. RefSeq lists its product as uncharacterized. The coding region runs from base 1 to 621 and encodes 206 amino acids. Gene Ontology annotation, molecular function: urease activity; nickel cation binding. Lineage: Eukaryota; Fungi; Ascomycota; Eurotiomycetes; Eurotiales; Aspergillaceae. The transcript is spliced from 3 exons. The record is from RefSeq and is a predicted model, not a curated record.
AUGCAUGGCCUGACUAUCGGUGACUUGGUCCGUCUGGGCUCAACAGAUCUGUGGGUGAAGAUUGAAAAGGACUAUAUAGCACACGGAGACGAGUGUACGUUUAGAGGUGGUAAGACUCUACGCCACAGAAUUGGACAAGCUGCUGGAUGUGCAGAUGACGAGUGUGCGGACCUAGUUUUGGUGAAUGCGUUCUGGAGUGGAAUCUUCAAAGCCGAUAUUGGAGUGAAAGAUGGGGUCAUUGUGGGGAUCGGAAAGACCGGCAAUCAUGAUGUGAUGGAUGAGGUGAAUCCUGCCCCGGUGAUUGGAUCCAAGGCGGAUAUUAUUGCUGCAGAGGGGAGAAUAAUCACUGCCGGUGGUAUCGACAUCCAUGUUAUGUUUGCGUGUGGUUUUUGUUUCCAAGGCUGGUAUGGAGAAGGGCUCCGUCAAAUCCUACGACCUGAAAAGCAGGUCGAAAUUGUGAAGAAUACUCGCACAGUCACUAAGCUUGACAUGAAAUUCAACAAUGCCACGCCAAAGAUGGAGGUUGAUGCCGAAGCCUUUACGAUUACGGCCGAUGGAGUAGAGUGUAAAGUAGAAGCGGCUACCCCGGUUCCGCUUGCGCACCAAUGUUUCAUAUACUAG